Messenger RNA from Pectinophora gossypiella (pink bollworm), 612 nucleotides. RefSeq names its product translation machinery-associated protein 16 homolog. Lineage: Eukaryota; Metazoa; Arthropoda; Insecta; Lepidoptera; Gelechiidae. The transcript has a single exon. The coding region runs from base 111 to 599 and encodes 162 amino acids. Gene Ontology annotation, cellular component: nucleus. The record is from RefSeq and is a predicted model, not a curated record.
AAUCAUAUGGCGGCUGUCACUGUCAGAUUCUGUACUUUUUGUAAACACGAGCACGUGAGUAGAGCUACGAAAUUCGUAUUAUUUACAAUAAUACUUAACUAAAAAGCAAAAUGCCCAAAAUAAAGAAAAGUUUAGAUAAUUUAAAGCAUCCUAACAGCAGAAAAACCUUAUCACUUGCUAAGAAAAUGAAGAGAAACGAGCGAAAAGAGCAAAACAAACUUGGCACACACAUCAAGCAAAACCUAACAGGUGAGAAAAUUCUCUGGUUCAAAGAGAGAAUACCUGAGGGGUGUAGUGUUUUGGCUACAGAACAAGUAUUAGAACUGAUAAAUACAUAUUUGGCGCGGUUUGAUGAAGAACUAGAACAAAUACAGUUGAAAAAUUCUGUAGGACAUAGGAAAAAUCGUCAGCAUGCGAGCAGAGAAGAUGUAAUAAACAUUACAAAAAAGCGAGAACUAGAGGAGUUUGACACGUGCGGUAUAGAGAUGCCUGACCUGAUGGACGCUCAGCAGAUGGAGGUGCUCAAGACCUGGAACGGAGAGCUGCGGUAUCUACAGCAUUUCAAGUUGAGAAGAUUUUCUAAAAAACAUUUAAUAUAGGUAACAUUACACA